AUGGAAGAAUCGCCAGCAGAGCCUUUCCCGGCUCUUAGUGGGAGUGAAGCUUAUGAGUCUGCCAUCAUAGCGGCGGCAGCUGCAACCCCACUAAACUCUUUGCCUCCAAGCCCAAAUGACCCUCAACCAUCCUCAUCGGCCGCCUCUGUGCUCACUUCAGGACCCAGUCCUGAGGGUCCUGGCGUGGAGGAUCACGCAGCGGCGGAGAGAGACAAACAUGUUCCACCUAUCAAUCGCUCGAAAUUAGCGGAUCUUAUUCGAGCGGCUAAACAGCUUCCCGACCGGCGGAGCUUUUUGGGCAAGAGACUGCCCGAUAGGCCGCUCGAGGAGUCCGGGAAGCUGCCUCAUCGACCUGCUAGUGAAGACUACUGGAAGCGUGGUGAUGAGCUGCUCCCAUGCCUAGCCAACGAGAACGGUCAGUCACUAGCCAAGCGCUCAAGUGCGAUGCGUGAUCGUGGAGGUAGCAUCAAGGAUCCAAAUUAUGGUCGUCUUUCACCUCCAGGCGAUAUUGAAAUGCGCGAUUGGAGGGAUAAACGUCAAGUUCCUGGAUCAAAUGAGCUUCAAAGCAACACAAUUGGCGGUUUCCAUCCCGAUCGCUUGGCUAUGGUGGCAGAAGGUUUGGGCCAAGAGCUGGAACCAAGUCCUCCACCACUGAUUUCCAAGUCGGCAAAAGGGGCUAACAUGGAGCCUCUUCGACGCGUUCGUGGACCAAGGGGUCAUGGGAAAUCAUCCCAGACACAUGUCCAUGAUGCUCCCAUGGCCAAAAAAGUCUGCGUCAAACGCGAAAUCAGCCUGUCAGCUCUUCAGGUUGACAAACCACGUGUCGCCACUAACAGCGUCUCCUUACCAACAACCAGAUUAUCCAUAGAGUGCCAGAAGAGAGGCUUCAACCCUUACUUUCAUGCGGCCAAGCACGAAAAUGAUACAUGGAGCUGCUCCGUCAGCGUUCUGAACAAAACAGUGACAACAGAAUCGAUUUACGCAAACAAGUGGAUUGCCAAACACGAGGCAGCCCUGAUGGGCCUCAAUUUAGUCCGAUGUCUACCACAUGGAAAAGUCAGCAGUGGUAAGGAGCCUAGAUACCACCUGCGUUCUGCAGGCAUGGACCCUUUGGCAUCCCGAGGGGCAUCGCCUGCACCACAGCAGGAACAGCUCCUAAAUCGACCAUCCACCGCCGAGCCUAGGCACAACCUGCGUUUUGCAGCAGACGCGCCUGCGCAGAAUCCCUGCUACAACAGUUCCAGCUUUCAACAGCCUAUAGUACCAACUCGAAUGUCUGAGCCUAUUGCUGGUGGUUCUCUGGGUCCCAUUGAUUUUCAGCCCUUCUCUCUUCCUGCUUCGAACCCUGUCGCACUUCUACAACUGCAACACAGAGAGCAGCGCGUCCGACAAAUCGAAAUGUGCGUCGGUGCCUCGAUACCUUGGGCCUUCAGAGAAGACGACUUGGCCGUGCAGGCUUUCGUAACAGGGCUCCACCUAGGAGAAGGGAAGAUACAUACAGCCCAAGUACAGACCAUGGUGGCUAUGUCUGGUUCUAACACUUAUCGCGAGCGGUCCCCGCUUCGUGGUAUUGGUGUGCCCAAUGCCAGGGGACGCGCAGAUACGUCGAGAUCCAGGGAGUCACCUCGUGCUCGUUCCCAGUCACCCAAAUGGGAGACGAAAGCAGAUUCUAGCGGUUCUGCGAGUAACUUUCGGGGUGACUAUUAUCCGGCAGUUGAAGUGGAUCGGUAUAGACAAAACUACUGA
Messenger RNA from Pyricularia pennisetigena, 1746 nucleotides. RefSeq lists its product as uncharacterized. The transcript is spliced from 3 exons. Bases 1 to 1746 code for a protein of 581 amino acids. NCBI's taxonomy places the organism in Eukaryota, Fungi, Ascomycota, Sordariomycetes, Magnaporthales, Pyriculariaceae. The record is from RefSeq and is a predicted model, not a curated record.